AUGUCGACGGCCCUGGCCACGGGCACCAACACUGCAGCCAACACGGGCCAAGGGUCGUGUCUGAACCACACCAAGCCAAGCCAUUUCUACGGAAACGUUACCCUGGACGACUACGACUGGGCCUCCGGCAACAUCACCAACUACAUCAUCAAGAUCAUCCUUGAAGAAGUCUUGGGAUACAGCGUCUCGAUGGUGACAUGCCCAUCGUGUUCGGUCUACAACUGGGAUGGUCUGUCCAAUGGGACGGUUAUGGCCUCGCUAGAGGUCUGGGUGGAUGCCAGUCCCAUCCGUCAGCAGAUUCUUCAAAACAGAAGUACCGGCGCUGACCGAACCAUCGAAGAUGCUGGCCCCUCCGGGGUUCUGACUCAAGUCGGCUGGUUCACGCAAAAAUUCGCCCUCGACCUCUAUCCUGAGCUGGCUUCCUAUCGGGGGCUCAAAGCCAACCACAGCGCGUACCGCUAUGCUGUUCCGCAAAACCUUUGGGCUCAGAGCGAAGCCAACCUCAUAAAUGCCGUGACGGUUCUGACGAGCCACAACAUCCCGGCGCUAUUCGCACUCUAUGUUCCUCAUGCAUUUUUCAACUAUUAUAGUGUUUAUUCGGAUUCCCGAUUCAAGUUCGAGCGCGUUUCUUUGCCAACACUCGUCGCCGGGGUCUGUGAUGUCAACUGCGCUGACUAUAGCCAAAUCGUCGUUCAGAAGCUAAUCAACGCCAACCUGAGAACGACUAGUCAAGAGCUCUACUGGUUCUUCCGCCAGAUAUCCCUGACCACCGACGACAUUACCAAUGUCAUCAGCUGGAAUCAGUACGAAAACAUGAGCGAUCGCGAUGCUGCCUGUCGCUGGGUGCAAGAGAACAACAAUUCGUGGAGCAAGUGGAUUUGGUUUCGGAACUGCGAUAACGACUGCUCCAACCAUGGAUAUUGCGAGUUUUCGCAGUGUUACUGUGAUCACGGGUGGACAGGAUCAAACUGUGGCGUCAGUGAAGAUGUAUUCGAGAUCCCGCUCUUCGCGUUCAUGGGCGCCGACGCUGUGGCACUGGUGACAGUGUAUUUGUACCUGCGACACAAGAAUCCGUAUGGACACAACACCUUUGUCUUUACCAUCGGGAUCACCUUGCUCAAAGCAAUGGCUGAUAUAAUGUUCUGGGUUCGAUAUGCUGGAUUUAGUGGUUCGGUGAAGGAAGAUUGGUAUUUUAUUGUUGGUAUUACCACCCUUGCGGCUCCCACUUUUAUGUCCUUGAUUGGAAUUAUCAUCACCAUUCGAAACGCAAGGAAGCUGGAGGACUUUGAGGAAUACUACAACCACUCCCCGUUUACUGUUCAAGCCUUUACACUCCUGUCGUCCUUGAACCCAAACAUUAUUUUGAUCCUGACUUCCAAUAUCAUGAUGAUGGAUCGAUACAAUGCACCGCUCAAAAAGGCGUUCAGGAAGAACAUCAAGGAGAUCCUGGAUUAA
This is a messenger RNA of Polychytrium aggregatum, 1455 nucleotides long. RefSeq lists its product as uncharacterized. Bases 1 to 1455 code for a protein of 484 amino acids. The record is from RefSeq and is a predicted model, not a curated record. Gene Ontology annotation, molecular function: transmembrane transporter activity. Gene Ontology annotation, cellular component: ATP-binding cassette (ABC) transporter complex. Lineage: Eukaryota; Fungi; Chytridiomycota; Chytridiomycetes; Polychytriales. Gene Ontology annotation, biological process: transmembrane transport. The transcript is spliced from 10 exons.